This is a messenger RNA of Melampsora larici-populina 98AG31, 1254 nucleotides long. RefSeq lists its product as uncharacterized. The record is from RefSeq and is a predicted model, not a curated record. Gene Ontology annotation, molecular function: oxidoreductase activity. Bases 19 to 1146 code for a protein of 375 amino acids. The transcript has 3 exons. Lineage: Eukaryota; Fungi; Basidiomycota; Pucciniomycetes; Pucciniales; Melampsoraceae.
CAGAAAGCUAACUUUACAAUGCACAAAGACCAUACCAAACAGCCAUAUGAUGCCGCAGUCGUAGGAGCUGGUCCCGGAGGUCUCACCGCCGUUGCGAAUUUGCUAGACCAAGGUGCAGCGAAGGUGGCUUGGAUAGAUCCAUCCUUCAAGGCAGGUCGGGUUGGCGAUCAGUACCGCGAAGUACCUAGCAACACGCGGGUUAAACUCUUCUUGGAAUUCGUUAACGUCAGCCCGACUCUUGCAGCUCUGGUCAAGAAUGCGACCGCUCCAAACUCUCACACGGUCAUGACAGCACUCGACCCAGACAAGGGUUGUACACUAGAUUACGCAGCCGAUCUGAUCGUCUUCCUAACCCGAGAACUUGUCAAACAACGCUCGAUCUCUGUUUCUCCAGUCACUGGUCUGGUGCAAAUGAUCGAGUCAAAGGACAACUCUCCCUGGAAGCUGGACGUAGAAACACAGGCUGGGAGAGAUCUCAUGACCAGUUUAAUCGCACAUCGAGUGGUUCUAGCUACAGGUGCUGCCCCUAGCGUACCAUCAUCACCACCAAUUCCUACCCUCGACUUGGAUUUGGCCCUCACCCCAUCCCGCUUGCGUACUUCACUCGCCCAGCUUCCAUCAGAUAGCAAAAUCGCUGUCGUUGGUGGUUCCCAUUCGGCUAUCUUGGCCCUAAAGAACAUCACGGACGUCUCUCCUCAUCGACCUAUCAUUCACUUACAUCGAUCUCCAUUAAAGUUUGCUGAACAGAAGGACGGGUGGAUACUUUACGAUAACACCGGUUUGAAAGGUCUAGCAGCAGAUUGGGCCCGGGACGUGUAUCCUUUCCUCCCCCACAUCAAACGGAUUCAACUACCGAAGGAUCCUAGCGGGGCCGAACUGAUAUCUCAACAACAUCUUGUGGAUUGCUCGAGAGCCAUUUACGCAAUUGGCUAUAGACCAAAUCCACAUCCUCAAGUGAUGGUAGAUGGGCUCAGACAGUCUCUGAUCUGGGAUCCCAUAGGCGGAAGCUUGGGUCCAAGGGGAAUUUAUGGAUGUGGUAUCGCAUUUCCUGAGCAAGUGACCGAUCCUGCAGGAAAUGUAGAGUCUGCAGUUGGGUUUUGGAAAUUCAUGCGGUUUGUCAAACAAAUAAGUCAGAGUUGGGUGUAGUACUACUUGGCAGAUUUUCCUUCGGGACGUAUAGUGUAUGUAAUGAUUUAGAUAAAGUCUAUGAAAUGUGUUUGUACAAGAAGAACAUCAGUAUGAAGUUCAGCAUGG